This is a messenger RNA of Iphiclides podalirius (scarce swallowtail), 660 nucleotides long. The record is from the annotation of a GenBank genome assembly. Lineage: Eukaryota; Metazoa; Arthropoda; Insecta; Lepidoptera; Papilionidae.
AUGUCCGGUCGCUUGGUGUUCAGAACAGAACAUAGCGAUCCCACCAAAGUGGACGCUAUCAAGCUUGUGUUCGACGGAAUUCUUUUUUGCAGCGGAAAGUUUCCUAUCUCCUACUGCCUGGAUGAUGAGAGCUUUAAGAAAAAAAGAAUAACGUUAUCUCCAAGGAGGAGAGUCUGCCUUCAAUGCGGCGGAGACAUUGAGGGCGGCGUCGUGCCCUGUGUCUGCAACCACCACAAGCCCGUCAAGUUCGAGUCUGGUGCGUGGUUCCUGCGGCAGGUGCAACGAGCUCUCAGCCUGAUGCCGUGGUCCAUCAGCACUGAGAAGUUGGAGCAGAUCGAGGAAGAAUGCGAACCAAGCCCGGGACCCAGCGAUGUGACCAGAAGCGACCUGCACAGCAUCAGGGAGUUCCUGGAGCUGCUCUCAGCGAAAUUGGCGGGAGGACCGCUGGAAGGGACGAGAGUCGCACCCUUAUACGACCAUCCGGCGUAUUCGAAAAUGUUCGAGAGACACCAUGCAGAAUUGCGCGCCGCGCUCAGCGCUCUAUCGACCGCGCUACAUGACGCGCUAACACGUAAGACACGCGGCUACUGGUGGCAUGCACAUGUUCUACUCACCGGCACUAAACACCCCCGCACCAAAACGCAGCAUGUCCUUUGUAAU